This is a messenger RNA of Monomorium pharaonis (pharaoh ant), 6110 nucleotides long. Its product is annotated as probable ATP-dependent RNA helicase spindle-E. Gene Ontology annotation, cellular component: intracellular anatomical structure. NCBI's taxonomy places the organism in Eukaryota, Metazoa, Arthropoda, Insecta, Hymenoptera, Formicidae. The record is from RefSeq and is a predicted model, not a curated record. The transcript has 9 exons. Bases 1938 to 5555 code for a protein of 1205 amino acids. Gene Ontology annotation, molecular function: ATP binding; RNA binding.
UUUGCGCAUACCUUGGUGAUGGUCGCUCAUUUAUUGUACUGUCGUUGCAGCUCAAAGUACGCGGGGAAGAGGGGACGGUCUCAAUGGUUGCCGAGCACGUAGGCACGGAUCGCCGGUAUACACCCGGAUUGCCACGACAUUAUUGCAUGUAAUGCUGAUCGCGCAUAGUAUUCACGUUACGAUGAAACAUUCCCGGGACAGACACCGCGCCCCCGUGAAUUUCUCUCGCUUCAUUUUCUGUGACAAACGGUUCGCGGGAAACACUCGAAAACGUUUUGAGCCGCGGAUUGGUUCACAAUAAUGGUGUUCCAUGACUGAUCGCCAUUCGAAACGAUAUCGAAGAGCGUCAUUUUCUCGAAAUGUCGAAACGACGGAUCAGCCGUGACAAUCGGCUACGCUCAUUCUAAUCACGUUUCUUUUUUUUUAAUGCCCGAUACGAAUCGAGUAUGUGUUUCUCUAGGUAUAUUGUCUAGGUAUUCAUAAUCUAAUCAUACAUAUUCGAGAUCAUUUUAAGCGUGAUCCCAAAAAGUCAAGUAGAUUCAUAAUCGCAUUGUGUAAGACAAGAGCCAAUUUUGAAAAGUAUAUAAUUAAAAUAUAAUAAAAUAUAUCACAUAUAAAUGGGAUUUGUAGACAGCGAUUAUGUUAAUAUGUCCAUACUUUACGUAGAGAUAUAGACGAUGAGAUACUCGAAAAUAAAGUUUUCGCAGCCUAAAUCAUGAUCGUGGCCGUUCUCAGAUGAUCAUAAGAUGAUUAAGAUAAAAAUCCUGCAAGAAUUAACUUUUCAAUCUCGCCGUUAUUAUCACAUGUCGUAGAUGGGGGAAACUUUUCUGUUAUCUUGUUACCAUCUUAUUCAUUUCGGGUAAGUACUUCUAGCGUCACUCCGAGAGGGCAUUAGUGCAUGGAAUGCACGGCAAACUUUGAAUCGAGCGCCCAAGUAACUACGGUCGCGCGAAUAUUUAUCUGAUGGAACUGUCGCGCUAUCGCAUUUAAUCGGUAGAACGAGUAUCAAAGUAAUAAUGAACGUAGGAAACAUUCACGAUCACUGUUAAUUGUUACGGUUAUCGCGUACAUCUCGAUAGAUUUGUCCAUAUAAUGAAUUUGAUGGAAAAUCCGUGCGAAUAACGCUAUGAUCGCGCGGAGUUCACUUGAUAAAACUGUCACGCGUUUGCAUAUUAUCAAAUUAAAUCGUAAUUAUAUCGUAUUAUAUCAUGAUAUGUAAUAUCCUGUGGCGAUUUGUGACAUACCUGUGAUGGUGAUUAGCUACUCCGGGUACACUUCGGCGAGAGAUUCAUUUGAAGCACUCGUGAGCAUGGAUCACUGGUGUCGAUGUCGACGAUAUCGACGUAAUUUCACGACGACCGACGGUAUUUGAUACACCACGACGAAGGCACGACACUUUAUACGACAUUCGCGAUAAUAUCACGCGCACGGAGUCACUUUUGCACACUAAUCGUUUGCGAGAAGGCGGACGGAUACGACACCGAAUCUGCACCUACGUACCACCGCGGCGGGACACAGCGGGGAACAAAGACAGACGCUUCGAGAAUCGCAAUAUCGAAGUCGCAAUAUCGCGACUCUCGAAGUACCGGCCAAUAAAGCGCCAUGGUCGUUCUUGGAAUUUUCUACAAUGCAACAAGUGAUAUGAAUACUUAACAAAAGCCAGUUAACAUUGGUUAACAUGAGGAUACAUGGAUGCACAUGGAUGUAUCUCGCACGUGGAUUUUUUUGUGUGUGAGCGAUGUGCGGCAUUUGAGAGUCGAGACGAAGCGUCGAGUGUUAUUUGUCGUUUGAAGACGAGAACAAAGAAAGGACGAAUAAACUGCAGUUCGUUGUAAUUGUAACUUAUUUUUGUGAUUUGUCUCGAUUGGUUGCGAGACAUCCACUAUUCACUUCUGCAUUAUUAUUCUGUAUUUUCGAGGUCAAUAGGUUGCAACAAAAUGGAUAACGAUUUGGUGGACAGUAUUUUGAACAUGUAUAAAACCGCAGAGCCUUUUAAGGUAGUUAUGUCAGCUCCUUCUACUCGGCAGUACACGAAGCAAGAUAUAUCAUCUAUGUAUAAAGAAUUAGAUUCUAAUAAUGCUAAUAGGAUGGCAUUAGAAAAAGACUAUGCUAAGGAAUAUAUACAAAAAGAGGAAGAAGAGUAUAUAAAGUUGAAAAACAGUAUGUUUUUUACUAAUGAUAAUAUGGAAACUGUAUCGGAAGUAUCUGGAGACAUAGUAAUUCGCAAGGAGGAUACUGCUCUCCUUUAUCGUUCGUACAACUUUGCGUAUCGACCGAAAGUCAAUUUACCUAUUCUUGCUAUAAAGAACAAGAUAGUGUCUAUGAUUUCUAGUAAUUCCGUCGUUAUCAUUCGCGGUUCCACGGGUUGUGGCAAAACGACACAGGUACCGCAACUUAUUCUUGAUGCUGAGUACGAAAGAAAGCAACACUGCAAUAUUAUAGUAACACAGCCGAGACGCAUAGCCGCUAUAAGCAUCGCGAAACGAGUCAGCCAAGAGAGAGAUUGGCCAGUUGGUACAAUUGUGGGAUAUCAAAUAGGCUUGAUCAGGAAUAUAUGCCGUGACACUCGCAUUACGUAUUGCACGACUGGGGUGCUUCUAAACAAGCUCACAAACAAAAAGCACAUGAUGGACUACACUCAUGUUAUAUUGGACGAGGUACACGAACGUGACGAGGACAUGGAUUUCCUUUUGCUCGUAGUGAGAAAAUUAUUGCGAACAAAUUCUACCAUGGUUAAAGUCAUACUGAUGUCUGCGACGAUAGACGUGGACAAAUUUUCGGCGUACUUCUCAACGCCCGUGGAAAAUCAACUUUUACCCGCGCCAAUCAUUGAUAUACCCAAAAGUAGCCCCUAUGAUAUUUCCAUAUAUUAUAUGGAUGAGUUGGAAAAUUUGGGCAUUAUACCACAAGUGGAUUUUGAACCAAAGUUCUCAAAUACUGUGGCACAGUUUUCCACACAUAUUAUACACGUUUUUGAUAGUAUUGAUAAUAAGAACAAUAGCGGGGAUUAUAAUAGGGCUGCCGUGCUAGUAUUUCUACCAGGAUUUGCUGAAAUUGAGGAAAUGCGUAAUAUACUUCUAUCCGAGAAAUACGAUGCAAAGUGGGAUAUUAUUAUUUUACACUCGUUGAUCUCGACCGAGGAACAAGAAAAUAUAUUUAAGAAGCCACCCAAAAAUUAUCGGCGUAUUAUAUUAUCGACGAACAUUGCCGAGAGUAGCAUUACUGUACCCGAUGUUAAAUACGUGAUCGACUUUUGCUUGACAAAACUUCUCGUCACCGAGCCUGGAACUAAUUAUCAAUGUCUGCAACUUUGUUGGGCAAGCAAAUCAAAUUGUCAACAACGCGCUGGACGUACAGGCCGCGUAAUGGACGGUAGAGUAUACAGAAUGGUGUCGAGAGCAUUUUACGAGAAUGUGAUGGAGGAAGAAUCUCUUCCAGAGAUGCUCAGGGCUCCGCUCGCAAAUGUAAUUCUCAAGACGAAACUGCUCGAUAUGGGCGAACCGAUUGCUCUCCUAGCUCUUUCUCUGGAUCCACCGAAUCUCAGCAAUAUACGGAACACUAUAUUAUUAUUGAAGGAAGUCGGCGCAUUGCUGAAGAGAAACGGACAAGAAUUUGAUGGGGAAAUGACGCCUCUGGGUCGCGUAAUGGCCUCUCUUCCGUUAGAUGUACAUGUGUCGAAGCUGAUUGUUCUGGGUCAUCUUUACGGCGUCUUAUCGGACGCAAUUAUUAUCGCUGCUAGUAUGACUGUCAAAGAUAUGUUUAAUAUCGGGUUCUUCGAAUCGGAGACAACUUACCAUGAGAAAAUGUAUUGGUCUGCCAACUCCGAUAGUGAUAGCCUAGCUUGCUUGAACGCCUUCAAAGUGUGGCGAAACGAUAAGGCAAAUCGCCGUAUAAACAAUCCUCAACAGGAAAAAGAAUGGGCACGACGGAAGAGUCUUCGCGUGAGAUCAUUACGUGAGAUUGACGCUUUUAUAGGCGAAAUAACAUAUAAGUUGCGCGAAUUCGGCAUAACAGAGACAAUGAGUCCCGAAAAAAUCACUUGGGACAGUCUCAAUGUCGAUCACGGUUUUAUACUUAAAUUUAUAAUUGCCGGUGCAUUUUAUCCGAAUUAUUUUAUAAAAUUUCCACAUAACAUAAAUGAUCGCAAGCGAGAUAUAGAUAAAAUUCUGGGUUUCCGUAAUCCGAUGAAUACUAUUGUCUUGCGAGGCUGGCCGGACAAUCAGCCUGGGUCACUGUACUCUAGAAGAUUUCAGGAAAUCUUUGGACAGUACAUGGAUCUCAAAGACAACGAAAAUAUAACUGUAUCCUUCGAUGGGUCCAAUCGCGUUUACGUCGAAUAUGAGCAAAAGAAUCGCAUACCGAAUGAUUAUACUUUCGUUCGAAAUUGCGUCAAGUUGAGACAUUGUCGGAUGCCGAUUCAGAUAAUGUUAAUAAAUCAAAUGGACGCUCGUCGCCGAGCCGAGGAACUUGGGCUUACGAAAGAAUAUGGAAAGGUUCUGUUUCAAGUACCUGACAAUCCGGAUGAACCGCCUGGACGGCGAUACAUGUACGAUAAAAAACCGUAUCCGCCUUUACCGGACAAAUCCGAGUACAAGGGGGACAAGGUAACAUUGCAAGGUCCUUCCUCGCCAAUAGAGGUUCAACUGAUUCAUCUAGUGGCCAAAGGAAUGACGAAAAGCGUGACCGUGGAAGCCACAUCGGUGAACUCCGUUCUGCUUGACACCUGCCCGGAUAAUCCGAAAGGACUAUUUUUAGUGGCGCAAAACAUUAUUCGAAAUUCGCAGAAUAUGUCGCACUUGAUUUUACGGAACACGACUCUCUUACCCAAUACACCCGGUCUCGCGGCGUUGACCACCUUGAUUUUUACACCAUAUAUGGAACUGCGACGUAGCCCUUUAGGCACUUAUUACACAGGCGCUCUGUGUGGAUUAGGAUAUGAUCGUAGUACGGGGGAAAGCUUAUUCCUGGACCACGAUAUGGAAAUUAUGUUUGAUGUCGAGAUCACGAUGAAUGAUUUGCGAAUGAUUAAUAAAUUGCGUCAUUGGAUGAAUGUUGCGAUGCAUUUCGAUGUUAGAUCUGAGAUUGUAGAUGAUGGGGCUCAUCAUGAAAUAACAGUAAAUUGUCAGAAUCAAAUUAAAAAUGCGUUCAAAGAUGUAAUAUAUAAAACCCGUAAGAGAAUAGAGUCGAUUCCAAUCAGUAACUUUCACAAGUGGAACCGAUAUGAUGAAACUCUGUUUCUCGUGCCUGCUCGGGAAACCUCAAAGAAAAGCAAUAUAUAUGGUUUACACAAAGCAUUGGAAUUAAAUAAGAGAAACGACAAACUCGAAGAAAUGAUCCAACACCUGCUAGAAUUAGAGGUUACAGCUUAUAAAGAUCCGCGUGAAACGAGCAUCGAACCUAUUUAUUGUAAAUUAUGUUUGAUGGAAGUAUGUGGCAUCAUCAAUCUUCGUGCACAUUUGUGUUCGGAGCAACAUAUAAUGAAACAACGAAUGAUAGAUACGACUGCUGAAUUUGGAGAAAAUCUACAGAGUAUAAUGGGAAAACUGAGGCUAUAAUGCAAUGAGUAAAUUUCAAAUUUGCAUUAAUCUUUUUUAUUUUGUGAUAAUUUUUUUAUUUUGUGAUAAGACUUUAUUUUUCAAUCUAUGUAAAAGUUUAAUUGCGACAUUUUUUACUUAUAAGUACAAAAACUUAUCUUGUAAAUGUAGAUAAAUGAUAAGUACAAUGUGAUUAUUGAUUAUAUUUAAGAGUUUACUGCGAAUAUAAGAUCUAAAAAGAAAUGUUUUUUUACGUUUUUUCUUUUUAUUCUUAUUUCACAAUUAAAUACAUGUUAUUUUUUUUAUAGUGACAAAUUAAUUAAGCUAAAUUUUUUAAUCAUAAAUAUAAGCUUUUCAUAGAUGUAUUACACAUAAAAUAAAUGUAUGAUAUAUAUAUAUAUAUAUUCCAACAUAUUGCCACACACAAUGAAACUAUUCUGAUUUUUUAAAUAAUAUCUACGAGCUAUAUAUAAACUUUAUACACAGGCAUUUGUUAUUUUGUAUACUGAUAUUUAAUAUGUUUAAUGAAACUUGUUGUUUAAUAACUGGAAAAUACAUUAAAAAAUUAGUCAAUUA